UUGUGUGAUAUUUUGGUUCUUUAUUGGCUGACAAAUCGUUUCAUUUUAGUGAUUUGAAGCAAAAGCAACGGAUUCUCGCCCAUCUCACGGAAACUUUGCAGUUUGUAUGCCAAACAAUAAAGGAAGCUUUAAGUAAUGACUGUUGACGUGUCGGCGGCUUCUGUUUCAGCUGCCGAUGAAGGCUUUAAAAACGUAAAAAGAAGUCAUGAAUCUCUUGUAGCGGAUUCAGAUGUGUCGAAAGAAGAGAAGAAAAAAAAGAAAAAAAGUCGAUGGGGUGGUGAAGCAGAAAAGGCUUCGGCUCCUGUACCGCUUGUCGCAGCUAAUUUACCAAAAGACAAACAGGAAGCUCUUAUAGCCCGUUUUCGAAUAAUUGAAAUAAAUAAGCUUUUGACUAGUGGGUUGGGGAUUCUUAUCGAUCCAUCUAACCGCUCUCCUUCUCCAGAGCCUAUAUAUGAUAAUCGGGGCAUUAGGAUAAAUACAAGAGAAUUUCGUACGAGAAAAAAGUUAGAAGAGGAACGACAGAUUCUUGUUCAAAGGGUGAUGCAGCUUGAUCCCACCUUUCAACCGCCUCCUGGACUUCGGGGUGAGUCUUCGGUGAUAGAAGAUCGGAUCGACAUUCCGCAGGAUCAGUAUCCGGAAAUUAAUUUCAUUGGGCUGCUUAUUGGCCCGCGGGGAAAUACUUUGAAGGAGAUGGAAAAGGCAUCUGGGGCAAAGAUUAUGAUUAGGGGGAAAGGAAGCGUGAAGCCUGGCAAAGGCCGUCAAGGCGGUCAGCCCGUUCCCGGUGAAGACGAAGAGUUGCACGCACUUAUUCGUGCGCCCGACGAGUUGAGCUUCAAAAGAGCCAUCGAGAAGAUUAACAAAAUUAUAAAAAUGGCCAUUGAGUGUCCUGAAGAACAGAACCAAUUGAAGAAACAGCAACUUGAGCUGCUUGCAAAGAUGAAUGGUACCUACAGGGAAGACUCUAUCUUCAGUGGCUGCGGCAACUGCGGCUCUGCAGAACACCGCGAUUGGCAAUGUCCCGAGCGCAAGAACGCUGUAGCCGCCAUAGUGUGUAGCAUAUGCGGGGGCGCCGGCCACAUUGAAGCUGACUGCUUGCAGAAGAACAAGCAGAACCCCACUAUCGAUAAAGCUAAGAUGGACCGAGAAUUUGCGCUCUUUUUGAAGGACUUAGGCGAAGAUGUGCCCGAGGAGCUGCUGUCCGAUCCUGCCCCCGAGGACAAGCAAUCGGAGGACCCGCAGAGUCAGCCGUCUGCUACUAACCCUUCGAGUAUAUCAGGAGACCUGCCUGCAGGCUUGCUUUUGUCUGCUCCCGCGCCUCCCCACGCGUAUCCGCCAGGCCCUCCUUCGUAUCUUCCCAUGUCACACCCUUUUAUGAUGCCGCAACCAUACGCACACCCCGCCAUGCAACCGUAUCACCCCUGGCCUCCGCACUCUGUGGGUCCUCUGCACUCGCACGGAUAUCCGCUGGGGCCUUCUACCUCGCCUGCUGCCCCCUGGCCUGCCAUGAGCGGGGCAGGUUAUAUCUAUCCGAUGGCGCCUGUCGGGGUAGCUGCUGACUGUCCGCCUCCUCCGAGUAGCGGCUCUCCUCCGCCCCCGCCCCAGGGACAACCACAGCCUCCCCCUCCCUCUUAAUACGCCCCCCUUUUAAAUUU
This is a messenger RNA of Zophobas morio, 1652 nucleotides long. RefSeq names its product splicing factor 1-like. The record is from RefSeq and is a predicted model, not a curated record. The transcript has 11 exons. Lineage: Eukaryota; Metazoa; Arthropoda; Insecta; Coleoptera; Tenebrionidae. Gene Ontology annotation, cellular component: nucleus. Gene Ontology annotation, biological process: regulation of mRNA splicing, via spliceosome. Gene Ontology annotation, molecular function: mRNA binding; zinc ion binding. Bases 136 to 1632 code for a protein of 498 amino acids.